UCCACCCCUGCUGGGCUGGCAGAAGCUAAAAUCCUCAGCAGCCACAUACCGACACACACACACACACCGGGAUACCUGCCCUAAAUCCUGCCCAGGCCAGGUCCACCUGUCAGCAGCGGAGCAGCACCACACAUUGGACUUCGUUCGCAAGAGGACAUAUUUUCUGACAACUCGCCCCAACCCCGUUAGCAGGCUAAGCUAGCAGGAAGAGCUAACGACAGUUGGCUAGAACUCCGAUCAAGUGAAAACACCUGAUUCUGACUCUCUGUUCUGCAGCUGAAGACCCCCCACAGCAGGCUGCUGGACAUGACAGAUCUGGCUAUGUAAGCUGCUCUGAUGUUUGGACUUGAACCUUCAUUCAGAGCCUGGUUGAGACAGCUUUUCAGCUUGUCUGGAGGACCACACUAUAACUCUGACGUAAAUCAUCCUACGGACCUGCAGCUGAUUUGGCUGUUGGUCUGGACUGUAGCACAACUCUCCAGAGCAGCUCCUCCCCUCCCCUCCAGCUCUUCCUGUAGCACUACUAUGCCUCUGGGUUUGGGAAGAAGGAAGAAGGCGUCCCCGUUAGUGGAGAACGAGGAAGCGGAGCCUAUCCGCGCAGGUAUCAAUGUCCCGGGUAUGGACGGCCUAGAUGGAGGUGUUGUGGGGCUGGGAGAAGGAGCCACCUCUGAAGGUCUGCCUCCUCCACCCAGCAGCAUGCGACCUCGCCUCAUCUUCCACACUCAGCUUGCUCAUGGCAGCCCCACCGGCCGAAUAGAGGGCUUCAGUAAUGUGCGGGAGCUCUAUGCCAAAAUUGGUGAGGCCUUUGGGAUACCCCCUGCUGAGGUUAUGUUUUGCACACUGAACACUCAUAAGGUGGACAUGGAUAAACUGUUGGGAGGGCAGAUUGGGCUAGAGGACUUUAUAUUUGCCCACAUUAAAGGACAGCGAAAGGAAAUAGAGGUGUACAAAGGGGAGGAUGCACUGGGGUUGACGAUCACCGAUAAUGGAGCUGGCUACGCUUUCAUCAAGAGAAUCCGCGAGGGGAGCGUCAUCCACCAGAUACAGGUCAUCAACGUGGGCGAUAUGAUAGAGUCGAUCAACGGCCAACGCCUGAUUGGAUGCAGACACUAUGAGGUUGCCAAGAUGCUGAAGGAGCUGCCCAAAGGGAAGGAGUUCACCAUCAAGCUCACGGAGCCACUCAAGGCCUUCGAUAUGAUCGGCCAGCGGUCUGGAGGUUCAAGGUCGGGAUCAGGGGUUCAGCUGGGGACCGGCAGAGGAACCCUGCGGCUGCGAUCUAAAGGUCCUGCUACUGUGGAGGAGCUGCCCUCUGCAUUCGAGGAAAAGGCCAUUGAGAAGGUGGAUGACCUGCUGGAGAGCUACAUGGGCAUCAGAGACAGCGAGCUGGCGGCUACCAUGGUGGAGCUGGGAAAAGACAAGAAGAACCCUGAUGAGUUUGCAGAAGCUCUAGAUGAAACCCUCGGGGACUUUGCAUUCCCAGACGAAUUUGUUUUCGACGUCUGGGGUGCUAUCGGCGACGCUAAGAGUGCACUCUUUUGGGAGACUCCGCCUAGACAAAGAGGAUAAUGGCAGUCAAUGGGAGAAGAAGGGGACUGCGAUGACUUCCCAAGUGCUUUUAUUUGUCUUCCGGCUUUUUUUCCAGAAACGAGCAUGCUGAUGAGCAUUCCCUUUGAGCGCAUCACACGAACCUGCAUGUUGUUGUUGUAGUCGCUGUCAGUGGAACCAGUACAGCACACGUCUCUAACAUGGGAGAAAUGAAAGACAACUAAGUAGAUAUUUGAUACUUAACAAUUAGAUUUGUUUUGCACUGUGUUGCAAUGCGCUGAAAACCAACAACAGAUGUGAAUAGAGGUUGCACUGGCGUCAUCCCUGAGUUACAGUGUCCUGAACCACUCGCUGUUACUGUUAUGGGUCAGUUUUACAAGCAUGUGCUGUUACAUUUCUAUCUUCAUAAGGAAUUCUGCUGGUUUUAUGUCCUUUUUUUUCAUCGUUUUUUGGGGAGUAAGAAAAAAAUGUGGCCGCAUAAAGGGUCAUAGUGAUGUGUUACUAGCUGACUAAAAAGACCAGCGGUGUUCGUUCACCUUUAACACUCCGGGCUGUGAUGAAGGUAAAUGCAGCAAACUACAUUCUUAUUUUAAUACAUUUGACAGUGUUACAAAAGAUCAGUGUUAUGACCUUUUUAAUUGAAGGUGAGAAGGUUUGUGGUUGUCUACUUAUUCUUUUUAUAGCUAGUGUUUUUAUAUUAAGUGAUGUCUAUUUUAAAACAGGGUUUGUGUAAUGAAUGGAACAUGAAGCAUUACAGAAGGCAGUAUUAAAAAGCCGUGGAAUUUGGUAAAGGUACAUGUCACCCAUGAAUCCAAAUCCUUUUCCUUUUUUUUUACCUCUUUCCUUUAGUGAUAUUUAUCCAUCUAGAUUAUUUUUGCCUGAUUUGCCCAGUGUUUUAGUUAUCAAAAAAUAACGGAGCUAGAUGCUUUCUUCUUUUGUGCUGAAAGCGGAGAAAGAUACAUUUUAAAAUCUUGAGCGGUGUCUCUUUCCAAAAUUCAUGACCCAGCUUUUUGAGAGACUGUAGUUGAGAGCAGCUCCAUCCAAGAACUACAUCAACAUCUCCAAACACUGGGCAUCUCACACUAGUAAAUUCUGGAUUGAUAAAUAGCAGUUAAAAAGAGAAAUGUAUAUUUUUGGUUGCAAGGUGACCUGUCCCUUUAAGAAAAAAAGGCCUUCAUUUCUGUGCUGAAAAAUGAAGUAUCCCGUCAUUGGAGCAGAUUGAUACCAAACUACUUCACCAUGUAGUGAAAAAACAGGCAUUGCAGCACCAACUCCUCAUAGGUAAACAUCUUGGUGUUAACCUUUUCAGUAUACCCAAAUGUAUAAAACAAUGUUGUCCUUUUUGUUCCACUGUUCAGAGUUAAUGAAUAUCUAAAUGUAAUGAAACUGAUGCUAGAACACCGUAACACUGACAAACACUCAUUAUUUUUGAUGGCUUUGUAUAACACUGUUGUCACUGUUUAAUUAUAAUGCAAUAAUAACAUCGACAUGGCAGUUUC
Messenger RNA from Eleginops maclovinus (Patagonian blennie), 3044 nucleotides. RefSeq names its product GIPC PDZ domain containing family, member 1 (gene gipc1). The transcript has 8 exons. The record is from RefSeq and is a predicted model, not a curated record. The coding region runs from base 337 to 1566 and encodes 409 amino acids. NCBI's taxonomy places the organism in Eukaryota, Metazoa, Chordata, Actinopteri, Perciformes, Eleginopidae. Gene Ontology annotation, molecular function: protein binding.